CCGCGCUCAGAGCCAGUCCAUGGAGGAGGAGGAGCAGGUAGCCAUGUUGUAGCGGCGAGACGCGCGAGUUGGCGGAAAAUAAACUGCGAGUAGAAUCAGCGCAGGUACCCUCACGGUCCGGAGGAGCCCCCAUCCUGUUCCCUGCUCGGACUGCAGAGCUCCAGGAGACACCAUGAGCGGCGGGACGCCCUACCUGGGCAGCAAGAUCAGCCUGAUCUCGAAGGCCGAGAUCCGCUACGAAGGGAUCCUGUACACCAUCGACACCGAGAACUCCACCGUCGCACUUGCUAAAGUGCGCUCCUUCGGCACGGAGGACCGCCCCACCGACCGGCCCAUCCCGCCCCGAGAUGACACCUUCGAGUACAUCAUCUUCAGAGGCAGCGACAUCAAGGACCUGACUGUGUGCGAGCCGCCGAAGCCCACGUGCUCUCUUCCUCAGGACCCUGCUAUCGUCCAGUCGUCCAUGAGCACCAGCUCCUCGUCUUCAGCUGCCGCCGCCCCGACCCCCUUCCAGUCUGCUGGUUCCUACGGCCUCUUCAACCGGGCUCCAGUUCCUGCCUAUAACCAGUUCAGCGCCAGCCCCCUGGUUUCCCCUCAGUUUGGACCAGUCGGUGUCGGCCGCAGCAGCCCCAGCCUGGACCCUCUGCGGAAGAGCCCCGCCCUGGAGCAGGUGAUCCAAAAUGCCCCCACCGCCACGGCUCCGGCCCCCGGCCUGGGGCGCAGGAGCCCCCCUCAGGGUCGCACGGCCCCGUCCACCGCCGCUCAGAGCAGCCAGAAGGUCCAGCACCAGGAUGGCGUGGACACGAGGAGGGGCGAGCCUGUCAGGGGUGGCCGUGGCGGCCAGGGCUGGUCUGCCCCCCGAACCAUCUCCUCCUCGCACAUCGCCGCCGCAGACAGGGCUCCCAACGCAGGGCUCCCCCACGCCAUCUUCAGCCACUCAGGCCCAGAUGCCCCGAAAGCCCCCAAACCAGAGGCUGAGCAGGCGCGAGGCGAAGGCAGGGACCCGGGUAAACGUGCCUCAGUGGCUGCCGGUGCUCCGGCUAACCGGCGUGGGCGAGGGGGCGGACACCGCGGCAGGGGGCGCUUCAACGUCCGCCGGGAUGGACCCAUGAAGUUUGAGAAAGACUUUGACUUCGAGAGCGCCAACGCCCAGUUCAACAAGGAGGAGAUCGACAGGGAGUUUCAGAGCAAGCUGAAGCUCAAAGACGAGAAGGCGGUGAACGGAGAGGAGAAGGUUGACUCGAACGUGGAAACGCAGAACAGCGAGGGGAACGCCGACGAGGAGUGCGACCCGCUCGGCCCCAACUGCUACUACGACAAGUCCAAGUCUUUCUUCGACAACAUCUCCUGCGACGACACCAGGAAAGCCAACGACAAGUCCGGCGGCUCGGUCUUCCCCAGGGAGCGGAGGCAGACCUGGGCGGAGGAGAGGAGGAUGAACGCCGAGACGUUCGGCAUCCCCCUCCGUCAGGGCCGAGGGCGCGGCGGUUACCGUGGACGCGGCGGUAUGGGCUUCCGCGGAGGUCGGGGUCGUUCGGCAAGCCGAGGGUCCUUCGGUCCGCCACUAGGAGGAGGCGGCUUCAGGGGGGGCUACAGAGGAAACCAGGCCGGCCGGGAGUUUGCCGACCUAUCAGCGUACAGGAAGGACAACAAAGUGGCUGCGUAGUCUCAGCGGGAGGAAGGAGCUGCAGGAAGGUGGAGCUUCUGCAGUGGAAAACGAAAAUAAUGAAGAUUGUCUGCUAGUUGUAUGUUUGUCACCAGCACUGGUUUAGACUGCUGCGAUACGACAGCGCAGUUUAUCAGAGAAACACUUUAAAAAGUCCAGAUCUCUUCAAAAUAAUUAUGUAUAAAUGUCAUAUUUCAGAGGGGUGUGAGUCAUUUCUUUAGUUUUUCAACGAUGUUCCCCUUUCCCGAACCUGGAUCUGACGUAGCUUUACUCUGGGGGGUGGGUUCAGUUCACCUGUCACCUUUCUAACAUGUAUUUUUCUACUAUUGCUUAGACGUUCAUCCUGUGGUGUAGUCGGCCGCUCGCCGUCGCGUCGCCGCUUUCCGUUUGACUGUUUACUUCAGACGUUCCUCGCCGUCUCGUCCUAACGCUGCCGGUAGAUCUCCACACGUGUACUGGGCUCGUUCUUGUGGUAGUUUUUACUCCCGGUGUACGAGCAGAGAGAGGUCAUAGGUCAGAUUUCAGUCGCUUCCUUUUCGUCUUAUGCUUUAUGUGAUUUACUUGGUUGAUGAGCUUCGGUUAGUUUGAGCUGCGGCGCUUCCUGGCAGAUCGGCCGGGCCCGUACGGAAGAUCUGACAGGAAAGCAAGUCAAACUAACUAAACUAGAAAACACUUCUAUGUGCAUUUACUGAAAAACACGUUAACAGGAGAGUAGUUUUUUUAGUGGUUUGUCUUUAAUAGCUGAAGCGUUUUCCGCGUUAAAUCAAAAAAAGAACAGUGAAGAUUCAGUGUGGACCAGCAGAGAGCAGCACAGACCUGCCAGGACUGAAGUUUCAGAGACGAGAACCUGAGCAGAGAACACUUUUGUAGUACUUUAAUACACCGUCUUAGCUGCUGGACAGUAAAACACACAUCUCACUUUUUUGUUUUCUAACUUCAAAAUAAAAUAAUCUGUUAUUAAAGACAAAAAGCUAAAUCAUUCUUUCGUUGACACAUAACUGUUUUAUCUCUUAUUAUUAUUAUUAUUAUUAUUAUUAUUAUUGGCAUUUUAGAGCUUCCAUAUCUGAAGCCGUUUGCACUUUUCUCAGCCGUUCCUGCAGAUGUUAUUACUUAGAGUUGUUUGUCGGGCUGCUUCACGAGACACACUAAUUUAUACCGCGAGCCAGGCUCAGCAGCCCACCUCUUACAGUUCACUCGACCUCGACGCCACUACCUUUAUCCCGCAGCACUGCAUGGUGGUCGACGGCCCGCUGAAGCUACAGGAAGUGAUGUCAGCUGUGCAUAGAGAGCGUGCUAGCUGUGCGUGUAGCAACAUAGUUUUCUAGCAAUAUUCAUACUUUUAUGAAGGAUCGGGUCUGAUAAAUUAUGGCUGAAUAAUCCGACGACAUCCUGGCCUGGCAUGGCAUGAUUUAUGUACUUACAAACUUAUGCAGAUGAGAUGCUGUUUUCCGUUCCUGAGGUGGUCUUCAGCUAACGGAGACUUUGUAACUGACAGAUGGAGAUUUCAGGGGGGCCGUUGAUGCAGACCUGGGGUCAAACACGGAGCGCUCAGCCUGUCUGUUUGUUUCCUGCUGUUUUGCUUCAGUGUCUUUGUCACUUGCAGCAGGUUAACAGGUUACAGAAGUGAAAUGAAGAUCUGUGUUGACCCGGGUUUGUUCCUGUAAACACUAUCGACUAAAUGGCUUCGACUCCGGAACGAGGGAAUGACCGCUGACACGCAGAGCCUCCUCUAAAGUACUUUAGUUGUGCUCAGGAAAUAAAUUGAAAUGAGAUUUGUCUUGAUGCGAGAGGCUAACGGCUAACGUCACAUCAAAGAUUAGAGAAAUCAGUGUUGCUGCUGCUGAACUGGAGUGCACAUGACUUUAAAACCUUGAACUGACCUUGGGUGAGUUUCCUCUCUGUUAUAGAAGCUUUGCAUUGAGACACUGAAGCCAUUAGUUUAACUGCUGAGAGUCUUUGGGAGCUUUGAGUUGCAUCCAACCAGACAAGGUGGAGUGUUUCACCAGUCAGUUUAACUAUGAUGUGCUCAAAUAAAAACACUGAUAAAGAGCUGAAUGUUUACUUAUUUUCUCUUAAAGCUGUUCAGUCUCAUUCUUUAUAACUACGAUCGGGAUGGAAAUUUAAAAUCUUAAAGCAGCAAACGAAAUGUGAGACAGAAAAUAAGGAGAGGAAACUAUUUUAAAAUCAACAGUUCAUCAUUUAAAGACACAGUGAGGAGAGAAGGUUAAAUAAUUUUACUUUGGGUUUGAAAACUUUUUAAUGAUGGAUCAGUGUCUUAAUUUAUUAAACGAAGCAUUAAGCUCUGAAUGUUUUCAGCCCAGAAAGUUAAACUGUCAGAUGUGGCUCAAAGCUUCUAACAAACUGAUCCACCACCGCGGUCCGGGGGCCCGGGACCGCCGUCUGGGUUUGUUUCUUUCGUGGGGGAACUGGCUCAGUUACAGACCGCUGUGGUUCUCGACUCUUCAGGUGUGUUUGCACGUCAGAGCUGGAAAGAAAAUUCUUGUUUAAACCGCGGGUCUGGAUUACGUGCCGGGGCCCCCGACCCUCCGAGGGCCUUAAAGCUCCUACAUCAGUUGAUAUUGGCCUCACAUGGUGCGUUAAAAUAAAUAAAUGUCAGGGGUCAGUCAGUUGGGGCCCCCGGUGUGUUGAUCCGGCCCUGCCUGUUGAAUAAACGCACUCAUUAUUAGACUUAAAGUGAAUAAUUACAAAGUUUGAGGCACAUGUCAGGUUCCUGAGAGCAGAGUCUGAUUGGAGGGGUGGGGGGGUAUUUAAAAGAAGUUAGAAGUUCAGGUCUGGUUUGGACCGGUGUUGUAUAAAAACGCUCACAACACUACAUGUUGCUCAAAUCUCACCACACUGGGUGCAAACAGAACUGUUUGGAUAAAGAAUGACGGUUGUCGAUGCAAUAACUGACGGGAUGGUUGGAGCAGCAGCAGGAGGCCGGGGGCGCGUUUGUUCUCCGCCUCCUGUAAACACUCUGGAGUCCACAUGUCUUUGGACCCGGCAUGGCGUCCUCCUCUGUGGGCCUCAGCGGCCCGGGGUUUUUAUUAAGAGCAAAUAAAAAAACUUGUUCAUUA
Molecule: messenger RNA, 4743 nt
Organism: Micropterus salmoides (largemouth bass)
Lineage: Eukaryota; Metazoa; Chordata; Actinopteri; Centrarchiformes; Centrarchidae
Gene: lsm14aa
Product: LSM14A mRNA processing body assembly factor a
Exons: 10
Coding region: 173-1666 (497 amino acids)
Biological process (GO): cytoplasmic stress granule assembly; P-body assembly
Cellular component (GO): P-body
Molecular function (GO): mRNA binding
Source: RefSeq, a predicted model, not a curated record